UUACAGAAACGGACCCAAUUUACUGCGUUUCGAAGCCACACAAGCAUGACGAGGAAGAGCUCGAAAGUUCAGGCUCUCUACGAGCUCUGCCAAACGGUAUUCACGCCGUCAGGGUGUCCUCCCCCUUCUUCUCCGGCUAUCAAUAAGCUCCGUUCUGUCCUCGAUGCGAUGUCUCCUACUGAUGUUGGGCUUAAAGAGGAAAAUCAGGAUGAUGAUCGAGGGCUUGGUUUUGUUGGACUUGACCAACUAAAAAGAGUUUUUCGGUGGGCUCAACCAAUAACGUACUUGGAUAUGUAUGAAGGUGACAGUUUUACGAUGUGUAUAUUCUGUUUUCCUACUUCCUCAGUUAUUCCGCUUCAUGACCAUCCUGGAAUGACUGUUUUUAGCAAAGUUCUUUAUGGCUCUUUGCAUGUGAGAUCUUAUGAUUGGGUUGAGCCUGCCCAGGAGAUCAAGGGACCAAAUUACUUUCCAGUAAGAUUGGCGAAGCUGGCAGUUGACAAGGUUUUAACAGCACCAUGUGGGACAUCAGUUUUGUAUCCAAGGAGUGGGGGCAAUCUGCAUAAUUUCACGGCGGUCACUCCUUGUGCUGUUCUUGACAUUCUCACUCCUCCUUACAGAGAAGAUGCAGGCAGAAAAUGUACCUACUACCGUGACUACCCGUAUACUACCUUUGCUACAGAAAACGGAAUUAAAAUAAAGGAUGGUAGAGAAGAGGACUAUGCAUGGUUUGCUGAGACAGAACCAGAUAAUCUUUAUAUGCGCUUGGGAAAUUACACAGGGCCGUCUAUUCAGGUUUAACUCUUACCCGUAUCAUUAGUGAUGAUCACUAAACGAGCUCAUGCUUCUUGUUGUGUUUGGUUUGGCUUAGGCAUUCCAUUGCGGUUGGCCACAGAAGGCUAACAACGAGGUACCCAAGGCACCAAGAAGCGAAUUGAUAAAAGAGCAUGUUGUUAGACGAUGAUGUCAAGUUUAUUGAGUCAAGUCAUCCCGCAGUCCCCCUCCUUGCUUGCCUGUGUUAGCCUUCAUAACUAACUCAGCGAAGUUGUGAUUGUGAUGAUUAAUUUGCUACAGAAGUUAUUUUGAAUGCAUCAAAGGAUCUUGAUUAAUAUUA
Messenger RNA from Pyrus x bretschneideri (Chinese white pear), 1111 nucleotides. RefSeq names its product plant cysteine oxidase 3. The record is from RefSeq and is a predicted model, not a curated record. NCBI's taxonomy places the organism in Eukaryota, Viridiplantae, Streptophyta, Magnoliopsida, Rosales, Rosaceae. Gene Ontology annotation, molecular function: oxidoreductase activity, acting on single donors with incorporation of molecular oxygen, incorporation of two atoms of oxygen. The coding region runs from base 46 to 798 and encodes 250 amino acids. The transcript has 5 exons.